AUGAGAGGACGAGGUUUCUGGAAACUAAAUACCUCAUUCCUAAAGGACGAAGAAUAUAUAAAGAAAAUACAAUCAAUUAUAACUCAAACUAAAGAUGAAAAUGCACAGGAUAACACUAUCACUCCAAAUUUACUGUGGGAAACGAUAAAAAUGAAAGUUAGAGAGACAUCAGUUGAGUUUGGCAGAAUAAAUAAGAGAAAGCUUUUUCAAAAACAAGAUGAUAUAGAGAAAACAAUCAAAAUCCUAGAGGAGCAGACCGCUAACACUGAUGUCAAAAGACUGUCCAAAUGUAUAGUCAGAGCUAGAAAAGACGGGAACUUGAAACCAUAA
Porites evermanni is the source of this 330-nucleotide messenger RNA. Lineage: Eukaryota; Metazoa; Cnidaria; Anthozoa; Scleractinia; Poritidae. The record is from the annotation of a GenBank genome assembly.